ACGAAACCCUCUUUUCCACAAUGGCGUCGACGAAGAGAUGUCAGGUUUCUGCUUUUGGUUGCAAAAGACACGGGUCCAAAACCCGCUGCUCACCUAAUUUUCUUCCGGAGUACGGAAAAAGAAAAACGGUGGGUGGGCCAAGAAACGAUGCACUGUCUAUCGAACUCGAAACUUCUGGCAAUGCGUGGCGGAAGUGGUGUACCCGCACACACGCACAGAAGAUUGUUGGAAAAAAGGUGGUUCUACUCGCCGCCAGCCGGUCGGGUUCCGGUUACCCCAAGAAGACUUCUCUUGCCUAGCAAACAAGAAGAAGCCUCGAAAAAGGGGGGGGGAAUGUGGAGAACACCUUCAUAAAGGUUGAAACUCCCCAAACGUCUGUCGAGGACGAAACCCUCUUUUCCACACUGCCCCUUUUUACAACGAAAUCCUCAUCAGCCAAAAAAAGGCUUACCUUGAAGCCCCAACCUACGUCGUUGUACCCCUCCUCAACGCGGUCAACAGCUUGUUUGUGUUUGUGUUGCGAGCAGCUGCGACAGAGGCGGAAGAGAGAAGGUUGACUCCGGUACCCAAGCUNAGAAGGUUGACUCCGGUACAAGAAUAUUUUCUAGGUAACCUUGAAAGCCCUGGUAGCGUCCACCCUACCGCUCAUCAACCCGCCCCACGUGUUCGCGGGCAGCUUUGCCAGAUGCGAGGUGAAAGUUGACUCAAACAUCGUCUGUCUCACAACGGCCUUCAUUCGAUUGAUCGAGUGCAAGAGGUGUACUCAGCGCCAAAAGAGACACACAGGGAGAGCACAAAUGUACCUCUUCUGGCCAUGGUGUACCAUUACGUAUCCCGCCGAACCGUACCUACUAUUCACGUCUUCGAGAACGUUAAAUGUACCUAUACACAGAUCCUACCUACCACCUGUCGUGUAGUCUAGCCCUGGAAAAAUGGUAGUUCCUACACGAGGGAACCCAACAAUAUCCUCAAUCCUUGGUCGCGGCUUCUACUCCGACACCAAGCUGGGUCCAACCCUUCACCAAGCUGCCCCCGGCUGCUUCCUGUCAACGACGGCGGCAUCAUAAUCGUCGGCCCCCAACCAACGGGCGAUAGAGGAGCGGUAGCUGCUCACUGCCGUUGCCCGGACCGUUGGCACAAAAUUCACCAGACAAACUGUCAAGUAAAGCCAGCCCCUGCCUGGGGUUCAAAGCCAUUUAAAAUAUAUCCUCACGAGCACCAACCGAAGGAAAUCAACUCCAUUAUCCACCACCAGUCAGUACAAAAGCACCUAGUCAUGGCAAAGCCUAGCACCCCGGACAAGGGGGUUACUUCUCACCAACAACAAAAAAUGAAGCCAAAAAACAAACAUGGAAAAUGAUGAAAACACAAGACCGUAGUGUGCUUGGACCGGCGGUUUCACCAUGGAACAGAGAGAAGGAGGCGGUCUAUUUCCACCAACUACCAACUAUGUCUUGCAACCAACACAACCACCAGAGGUGUUUACGCCGCAAACAAAUAAUACCAAACCCGGGCGCAUGCAAGGAAAGCGAGGAAUCCAUAAUAUACACGUUGUGGCACAAGCGGUUUUUCAUUGGCCCAACAACAAACAAUCGUACUUCCUCGAACCCGCCCGAAGUGUUUCAUGUCUCGACCAAUCGCUGAAAGCAACUGCGUGCCACCGUUGGUAUUGUGAUAUUUUUGUUUUCGACCCAUCACAGAUAAAGGCUAGAUCCAAAGAUCUCCGCGGACAAUUUUUCACCAAUUUGUUCCCAUGACGUUACCCACUGGGGGCGCCCGAUCGAGAUCUCCCAAGCGACGUUAUCCUCUCCCAAAAAAACCGUCCGCGUGAAAAAAAUCAGUCGCCAUUCAAGGAUCGCUGGUCGUUGUAUGUUACGCUAUGUUAUUUUCUGUUAUGAAGUGUUAAGUAAUGUUUGUCUUACCGAUGACCAAUCAACAAACCAAGACAAAUUAUCCCGUCGCCAAACACUCGCAUUCUGCAAACGAGGGUCGGUGGGAUAUUACUGCAGUCCAUAGAUGCAUGCGCGUUUGUAACAACGGCAUCGUCAUGCACAAAUCGGUACCAAGCCCGCAACAAGGAUGGAUGUGGGGCCGUCGCCCGUCAUCGCAGAUACAGCACAGCCCAAGAGAGGGUUUCAUACCACAACAGAGAAGAGUCUCCGUAUGAUCCCCACAUUCGACUGCAUGCGUGCCUCUACUCCUGGGUAUUGCGUCCCCGGGGCCAGCUCAUCACAUGGCACACGUUAGCUCAAGACCAUGCAACAAACACGAAUGAAUAUGCCGAAUGAAUGUCGCAACCGCAUACAGUAUCCCGCAAGGGGGUCCAAAAACAAAUCAGUCAGCCACAACAUACAGGACAGGCAAAAACCACUGCGACGCGCACCCAUCACACACAGCUCGAAAAAACAAAGACCCCGGAAAAAAUGGUACCAGAUAUCACCACCGAGUACACGCAAAAAACAAAAAGUGAUGCUUCCGUUAGCUCGGCUACAGCGCGAGUUCUCACGAACCGUCUCACAAACAACGUCUACUCCGGCUGUUGUUAAUUUUUAGUGGCAACCACUUCGUAGUGUCAACUUUCGGUUGCAGUCGCGGUGCCCCCGUCCCCUCGCUCACCGUCGCAGCUAAAGUCGGCGGGGGCGACGGCGGGAAACCGUCGAGUAUCGCGGCGGCGGUAGCGGUAGUGGAAGUGCGGGCGGCGGCCUUCCCAGGGUGCGAGCGCCACACGGCGGAUACGCCCUCGCUGGAGCUGGCGGCCAGCGCCGGCCGCCUCGCGGGGGGCGGGGAAUCCACGCACCCGCCGGACAAGCUAUGCAGCCGCUCGAGCUUGCUGGCCGUCGUGUCUAUUUCGUCCUCCGUGCGCAGCGCCGCUCUUCCCCUGCCGUACACGACGGAAGCGGGGACAUUCGAAGACUC
This is a messenger RNA of Ectocarpus sp. CCAP 1310/34, 2916 nucleotides long. NCBI's taxonomy places the organism in Eukaryota, Phaeophyceae, Ectocarpales, Ectocarpaceae. The record is from the annotation of a GenBank genome assembly.